Molecule: messenger RNA, 3371 nt
Organism: Sinocyclocheilus rhinocerous
Lineage: Eukaryota; Metazoa; Chordata; Actinopteri; Cypriniformes; Cyprinidae
Gene: fbxw10
Product: F-box and WD repeat domain containing 10
Exons: 13
Coding region: 1-2889 (962 amino acids)
Molecular function (GO): protein binding
Source: RefSeq, a predicted model, not a curated record
AUGACUGAAGUGAAAUGUUUAAGGGGAGAAUCUGGUGAUUCAGUGCUCGACUGGUCUUGUAAAGGAGAGGAUGAGGAGUUCAACAUUUGUGGACGCUGUCAGUCGUGUGUCCUCUCUGAGAAACUGCACCACUCCACCCAAUGGAUGAAAAAGGCUGGAGGAUCAUCCCAGAGGAGGUUUCUCACUGGCAUCCUGGUGUGGUGCCACAAUCUUCAAAUCCUGGAGAAUCUUCAGAGUGUUUUACAAGUCACAUCAGGCAAGGAUUUCACAUAUGCCAGGUCCAGAGGCCAGCUCAGCCGACCCGAGGACUCUAUAUGUACAAUGUAUGGAGCACUGGACACAAAACUGAAAGGAAUGGACAUGUUGGAAACUUGGGAAUGGUUUAGGAAGAGCCCAGACUGGAUCAAGUCCAAGUAUGUGCUGGGGCUCUUGUCUUUAUGUGACACCUCUCUUUUGCACAUGUUAGGAAAUCUGGUGCAUAUCCUGAUUGUUUGGGAGAAACACAAAUUUCUAAAAUUCAGCAGUCCUGAGUCACGAGUCUCCUACCAUUCAGAAUCUGACCACACAGAUCUAGAUCUUCUCAUCCAAGCAUGUUCUGUAUAUGAGCCAGCUGACCUGCCUCAAGCUCACCAGGGCUGUCAAACAGAGCUUUCAGAACAGUGGCUUUUGGAUAAGGUCUCACUGUACAGCUGCAGGCAUGUGUCCAUGCACUGGCAAUGGCUAACGGAGGAGGUCUUAACCGAGUUGGAAGUAAAGAAGAGUGUUGAGAAACAGGCCAUGACUCUGCAGGGUAACUCAGCGUCUAAGGUCAACCCUGUUUAUGCAAAGAUCUGUGAAGUUGUAGUGCCAAUCAGUGAGGAGGACAAGCAUGUGCCCAAACAUAAGCUGUUACAAGAGCAGGAUUUGGAUUCUAUCUACAAAGGCUUUAAAACCAAGACAGUCCAAUUGGAAGAACGCAACGUGUACUGUGGAGUGUAUAACAUAUCAGUCCUGUUGGAAAGAGAAGAUCCCAGUAGAGUGAUGCAUUAUGCUGGGGGGCAAUUAUUGGCGGUUGGCUCCAAGGACCGUAUAAUCAGGUUGCUGCAUGUCCCAUCACUAAAAGAGAUUCCUCCAGUGAUCCAAGGACAUGCAGGUAGUAUAAGAGCAGUGCUGGUUUGUGAAGAGAGAGACCUAGUUAUCAGCGCCAGCUAUGACCUCAGUAUCAGGUGCUGGAAUCUGAAGACAGGUGUAUGUAUGAUCAUUUUUCAUGGACAUUUUGGGACUAUAAACUGCCUGGAUUUGUAUGAAGAUAGACUGGUGUCUGGAGCCAAAGACUGUAGAGUUAAAGUGUGGAACCUACGGACAGGGAAAUGCGUUGAGAAUCUGAAGUUUAAACACCUUAAACCAAUCAUGUGUGUGAAGAUUAAUGAAACACUGGUGAUCAGCAGCUGUGCUGGAGGUCAGAUCAGAAUAUGGAGCAUGGAGACAGCAUCACUAAUAAGGCAAAUCAGUGGCCACCAGGGGGCAGUGCUGUGUCUGUGCAUCAAUCAGUGGCAUAUCCUCUCUGGGGGUUCAGAUGGGGUGGUCAAGGCAUGGAGCACCAACUCUAGCUUCAAGAAGUGCCUGAGGAUCUUCCAGCAUCCGAAAGAGGUGUUGACCAUGUCUUUCCUGUUCCUGCGGAUCAUUACUGGCUGCAUGGACGGAAAGAUCCGGAUCUUCAACUUCUUAACUGGAGACUGCCUGAGAGUUAUUAAGACAAACAUGAAGCAAUGCCCUGUCCUUUCUCUGCACACGCACCACAACACUGUGGUUGUAAACAACAGAAGCAGUGUUCUGAUGCUUCAGUUUGCGGAGGUUCACUGGGACUACUCUGCCAGUGCUGUGAGGAAUUUUUUUGAGCAGUCCCACGUCUCCCCUGAGAAUGUGCUUCGGAGUGCUGAACGGAUGACUCGUGGGAGCUCAUCUAGACAAAAAAGUCGUUCCCACCAUUUUAAGAGCCUCUCAACCCCCAGUAUGCAGCGUGCACAAGCUUUAGAUGCUCAGCAGGAGUCCACAAAGCCACUCCAGGCUUGUCGUCCCAGCAGGGCCUCCAUCAGCCCACAGUCUGAGUCCCAUGCCAGGCCUCGAUCUGUUCUUUCAGCAGGUAGGCCUGUCAGUGGAUACAAGGACUUUCAAAACAGAGUCAGCCAGAGACAAAGCACUUCCACCAGCAGCUUGGAUAAGAAGACUUUUGACACCAAACGUUCAGUACUCAGCCAGAGUGAGAAGGCAGCCCGAGACAGGGUGAGAAAGCGAGGUCCUCACCACCCAAUGACCCAAGACCUAAUUCUACUAAGGACCAGCAGCGCCCAGCAGGGCCGGUACAGUGACCUGGCAAGGUCCAACAUGGAGCUGAAUGCCAGAGUACGAGAUGCCUGGGGACCUGAUUCCUCCAAAGAGCCAUCAUUUCAAACCACCACCAAAAAAACCUCCGAAAUCCAUACCCCCUUCACUACCCAUAGCGUUGACCUCAGCCCUCAGAGCUCCUCACAGUCCAGACAGACCUGCUUCACACCCCACUCCCUUCCCAAACAAUCCCAGAGAUCAUUCAAAGUAGUUAGGCCUAGAACAAACCAGACUGGUCCACUGAAUACGACUUCCUCUGAAGAUGGCAAGACACCACAACGAUUGUUUAUGAGGCGAACCUCCAUGCCCACACAUUGCAAUGAAGAUUUUGAAAUGACCAACAAGUCCAGUUCAUAUCACGUCCCACUAAACCCCUUCAGGGAGCAUGGAGACUUUCAGCUGAGGACGGACACUCAACUGGAGGCUUACAUUCAGGAGUGUACCAGACAGCAGCAGAUUCACAAACAUGGCAGUGGUGAUGACCAAGGUAAAACUAUUUGGAAGCGCAGUCAUUGUCAGCAAUAAGGUACUAAAAUCUAAAGGCAUGACACUUUUGUCAUAGCUAACCAGCCAUAACUGAUUUCUCAGUUUAAAAAUUUGAACUCUAUAGAGGUAACAUAUAUAACAACGUAAUACAAUAUUUAAAAUGUUAUGUUGCAUUUGGUUGAAAAUGUAGUUUAAGAGGGUAACUCGGUUUAGAACAUACAGUGGCAACUGGUCCAAGCUGAUCAUUAGCUAGACCAUUUGGGACCAGCAACAAACCAUCUACCAGGUGGUUAAGCUGGUUUUUGAAACAUGGUGGUUGUUCUACUAAUAACCAGGUAGAAACCAUGUUCCAAAACACAGCUAUAUUGAUGGAUGUAGCAUUAUAUCUAUGCAAUUUGAGCUUAUUAGUGCCAUGUCUUUCUUUUGUGGCUUUUUUGUAUGCUUGAACAUGUUUGCUAGGGGGCAGCAAAGUACAAGUUAAAAUGUCCCAUGUAGUUCAAAUGUCCCAUGUAAAUAUUAAU